AUGUCGGAAAUACCGCAGUCACUGCCAGUUCAUCCACGUACGAGGCAAAGACUUCAUGAGUUGAGCGUCAAAGAUAUUUCGGACUCUUAUAAUGAUACUAGACGUCAAUUGUUUGAGACUUUGCAAAGUCUACUUGCAGAUCCAGGUGAUACUAUCGAAGAUCAAAUGAACACGCUAAUCAAGAAUUAUCAGAACCUCUGCACCCUCCAAGCAAGCUCGAUCAACCUUACGGCUCGCUUGGCGAAUGCAAAGGAUAGUUUUAGAAGUUUGUGUGAGCAGUGCGAUCCUGUUGACCCACUAACUUGGUACCAGUACGCCAGUGGUGAACUAAUGGCUCCACGACUUGCAGCACUAUUUCAAGAGGAACAGUCGGUGUCGAAAGAGACUCGACUUUCAAGGGAAGAUGUGUUACUGAGUGCACUCAAGUAUAUUUGGAACGAUCCCACCGCGAUGAUCCCAGAUGAACAAAACGAUGACUUGUACAUUGAAGGUGGGAAAAUCGAACUGCAUUGUCCUAUCACUUAUAAACCAUUCGAGACACCAAUGAUUUCGAAGAAGUGUAAUCAUGUAUUUGAUCGUCUGGGUAUUGAAAAUUAUCUACAUGGUUAUCCCUCAAGAGAUUGUCCACAAAGUGGUUGUUCUCAAAAACUGACAAUGAGUGAUUUCCAAGAAGACGAUCUGAUGAAAUUGAGGUGUAAAAUCGCCAAGGUUAAGAAGAAACCUGCCAAGACUGAAGCGUUGGAUGUUAUUUGA
Torulaspora delbrueckii is the source of this 753-nucleotide messenger RNA. It is a transcript of the gene MMS21, whose product is annotated as SUMO ligase MMS21. The transcript has a single exon. Gene Ontology annotation, biological process: double-strand break repair via homologous recombination; protein sumoylation; protein ubiquitination. Gene Ontology annotation, cellular component: nucleus; Smc5-Smc6 complex. Lineage: Eukaryota; Fungi; Ascomycota; Saccharomycetes; Saccharomycetales; Saccharomycetaceae. The record is from RefSeq and is a predicted model, not a curated record. Bases 1 to 753 code for a protein of 250 amino acids. Gene Ontology annotation, molecular function: zinc ion binding; ubiquitin-protein transferase activity; SUMO ligase activity.